UUAGCAGAAGAGUUCCUUUCCUGUGGGAGAGAGCUGCAGGAGUUCCCUUUGUUAACUCCAAAGAAGAAGAAGUAGAAGAUGAUGAUGAUGAUGAAGAAGAAGAAGAGAUACUACCUCCUAAGCCUCCCCCGGGCCGAUACCGAAGUCUUUCAGCCGAAGAAAUUAUUAAGGUUCCUCCCUGCGGCCAAUGCCAUAGCAGCAUCUUCAUCAACCUUUCAACAAGCUCCUAAGAAGAUGAAAAGAAGAAGAGCUCCUUGUUCUCACCCUCAUGAGCAACGAUCACCAGAGUGGUUAAAGAAGCCACGUUUUAAGCAACAACAGUGCACUCAUGCUAGUACUAACUCUAAGCUUGAAUUACCACAGUGUGUUCCUAGAUCACAGUCACCUUCAAAGGCUUGUGGGCUAAUGCUCUUCUUUCCUUGGAGCUUGAAGAAUAACCUUUGUGGCUUCAAGAGUGCUACUCCUCCGGUAAGAUGUAGGUCUCCGAUGUCGGUGUCGGUAUCGGUAUCGGUAAGAGGAUCAUUGAGAUGUUCUAAUGAUCAGAUGGUGAGAUGGAAGGAUGAUGGAGAUGAUAAGAUGAGUAGCAAAGCUUGCCAAUCUCCUGGGUGGGGACUUCCUUUUCUGAAUAGUAGUAACAAGGUCAGUAAGAGAACAAGGUUUGCUGAUGAUGAGAUGAAGGAAAGAGAGAGAUCAUUGAUGUUUAAUCCUCCUCAACUUAAACCUCCUACUGACUCUUGGCUUCAACAUGCUCUCAAUAAAAAAAUUGAAAUGAAUUGA
Dioscorea cayenensis subsp. rotundata (Guinea yam) is the source of this 777-nucleotide messenger RNA. RefSeq lists its product as uncharacterized. The coding region runs from base 79 to 777 and encodes 232 amino acids. The transcript is spliced from 2 exons. The record is from RefSeq and is a predicted model, not a curated record. NCBI's taxonomy places the organism in Eukaryota, Viridiplantae, Streptophyta, Magnoliopsida, Dioscoreales, Dioscoreaceae.